UUAACGCCCCACCCCACAACAGCAGCAACCAAUCAUCAUGUCUCUGGUGACGGAAGAGAUUAAAGCCAAUGCAGAGGUGUACUAUGGCAAUGAAAUCUGCCAAGAGAAGUCUAAAUUCUUGCUGAAAGAAGUAGGGCUGCCCAAUGGCCUGCUGCCCUUGCAGGACAUGGAGGAGUGCGGGUAUGUCAAAGAAACUGGCUUUGUCUGGCUGAAGCAGAAGAAGAAGACGGAGCACAAGUUCGAGAAGAUCGGGAAGCUGGUUUGCUACGCGCCCGAGGUCACGGCCUAUGUGGAGCCCAACAAGAUCAAGAAGCUCACUGGCGUCAAGACAAAGGAGUUCCUGCUCUGGAUCACGCUCAGUGACAUCUACGUCGACGACCCACGCACCGGAAAGAUCACCUUCCAGACUCCGGCAGGCCUCUUCCGCUGCUUCCCGGUCUCGGCUUUCCAGGUCGAAGAGCCGCAGCCGCCCAAGGACGACAAGGGACCCAAUCCCAAUUUGGCACCUGCUGCUGCAGCAGCACCUCAGCAGCAAGUCAAGGAGGUGUAGUCCAGAGAAAGAGCCAGUUAGGUUGCUUUGCUCUGCCCGUACCGUACCCUCAUAUAUAUAUAUAUAUAAUAUAAUUUGGGAGAACAAGGAGGGUUUGAUGACUACUGUACUCCUCUACUCUAUUAAAUUAAUCCCCAUGGAUUGGUCCAUUUGAUGACUAGAACAA
Messenger RNA from Diospyros lotus (date-plum), 716 nucleotides. RefSeq lists its product as uncharacterized. The transcript has a single exon. The record is from RefSeq and is a predicted model, not a curated record. NCBI's taxonomy places the organism in Eukaryota, Viridiplantae, Streptophyta, Magnoliopsida, Ericales, Ebenaceae. Bases 38 to 550 code for a protein of 170 amino acids.